UAAACUAUCGGCCGUUUCCUCGGCGAAUCAGUUCGAACAGUUUGUCUCAAAACGGGAUUCUUUUAAGUAUUUAUUUUUUUUCGAGGCAAGUUUUAUUGAUAAUGGUUUUAAUUUAAAUUUCAGUUCAGUUUGUUGCAGCUAUGUUUCAUUUCAUAACAUACUCAUUUAGAACAUGUUUUUCAUUGCCAGACUGGCACACAAUAUAUUUUCACUUUCAUUAGUUUUCGAUUUUGAAUUUCGAGUUUAAUAAAUGUAUUCAUUUGAACUGGUAUUUAACCAUAAAAGUGGACAAAGAUGUUGACCGCUGCUGGGGUUCAGUUUAUCAAAUUUGACUCUUUUAAAUGAAUCUAUUCAGUGAGUCAAUACGCAAAAGUAAUGCCGUAAUUCAUUCGUUUUCAUGUAUUAACAAGAUAAAUACACCGAAUCAAGAUUUAAAAAAAAAUGUUUUAUAGUUUAUAUCAGACAAAUGAAUCACGAUUCAGUUGAACAAUAUGCCUGCCGUCAAACUAAACAAGAAAUGCUCUGGAUUUACAACCCGUUUCUAUUGUGAAGGACAAUGGGGUUUUGGACUUUCACAAGAGCCCUUGAUAUUUACCAAACAGAAGGAACAAUUCAGCAAAACUGUUUCCACAACAAAACAGAUCUGAUAGGCAAUUUUGCUGUUUCUCAGAGUGAGGAUCAUUAUGAACGCCAUGGAGACUCGUGUUUAUAGAAACCAGACAUAACACACCUCUGACAGCUGCAGAACAUGGACUCAACGAAUAAACAGAGCUCAAUUAACCAACUUCAGGAGCAAAUUCGAUCUCUGACUGAAGAAAAUGUACAGCUGCGGGAACGAAAUGAAGCGCUGUUUAGUAAGCUUGACUCGGUCCAGAACAAACUUGGCCAGCAGGCUGCAUCAAAAAGUGACCUGUCAAUCAAACUGGUCCAGUGUGAGGAAGACAAACUGAAGAUCUCAAAAGACCUUGUUGACGUGCAGAUUGAGGCCAAUAAAGUGAGAGAGCAGUAUGAAGCGGAGAUCUUUAAACUGAAAAACAUGGUUCUAUCUCAGGAGGGCACCGCCUCGUCUCUUCAGACAGAGUGUGACCGGCUCAGACAGGAAGUGUCAGCAGCAUCGGCACGCUUCGAAGUCAUUGAGCGAAGUGAGCGUGACCUGGCCGAAGAGUACGCCGUGCUUAAGAGCAACUUCCUGUCACUGAGCAGCGCUUAUGAGCGAGAACGCACACACUCAGAGGAGCUCAGCGGCGAGCUGCUCGCCCUCGCGCACACACAGGACACGCUCCUGCAGGAGAGAGAGCGCACACGCAGACACACGCUGGAGGUGGAGAGGGUUCGAGCGCUGCUCAGCAGGACGUCCCAGAACAGAGUCAGGCCAGAGGAGUUUGAACAGAGCAAAAGCCAACUGGAAAGAAACGGAGUGCAGAAUAACCUGAGAGACGAGUUCGAGAAACUGAGGAAAAGCUACGAGGGCCACCAACAACAGCUAGAGGAGAAAGUUGUGGCCAUGGGGAGGGAACAGCAGGAGAAUAAGAGAGCCAUUCAAAGCACCCGACAUGAGCUGUCCCAGCAGUCUGCAACGCUGAUUAUUUCUCAACAUCAGCUGAAAGAGGCCGAGGCUGAGGUCUCUAAACUACAAAAUCAUCUGAAGGAACUCAACAGAGAGUACAGGGCACGACUUGCACGCUACAUUCAGGACGUUACAGAGUGUGUAACCGCAGCUGGGGAUGGUGAUUUGGGACAGAAGUUGAAGGGCUUUGUUGAGUCCAUGCUGGAGGAGGUGAAAACAUCCUAUCGCUCCAGAGAGGAACAGCUCACCAAAGCCGUCAGAACGUACCGCAAACGCAUACAGGGUCUGAGCAACACGUAUCAACAACUACUCAUUGCUUACAGACUGCAACGUGAGCAGAUCCUGGCACUCCCUGAACACGCUUUAGAGGCCGGACCCCCUGAGGGCCACUUCAGUCCCGCGGGGGCCGAACUGAGAGGAGAGACCGAGAGAGAGCUACACAGACUGAGAGAGGACAAAGCCCGCCUGGAGAGCCAACUGAAACUGGCUCGAGAACAAAUGGCUGUAUUAACAGAGUCUUCUCAGAGGGUUGGACUAACUCAAGACGCCUGGAAUGAUGUUCAAAAGCAGAUCAGAGAAAUAACCAACUCCACACAGGAAGCUCAAGAGAGGGAGCGCGCCCAACUGAUCACAAGGGCGACGGUUGCAGAGGAGCAGGUGUCUGAGCUGAAGGAGUAUGUGGACAAUCACCUGGGCAGGUAUAAACUGGAGAUAACGCGGCUGCGCAGGCUGCUGGGAUCACAGGAGGGAAGAUCAAAUAGUGCAAGAACCCAUAAGCCCCGCCCACUUCACAAAUCACUCAAAAGCAGCAGUUAUGAAAUAUAAUGCAGCAGUGCAUAAGCCCUGCCCACCCCAUGAAUUAAUCAAAGCCAGCAGUUUUUAAAUAUAGUGCAGGACUUCAUAAGCCACGCCUACUCCAAAAGUCACUCUAAAAUAGCAGUUAUAAAAUAAUGUGCUGCUAUCUAUAAGCCCCGCCCACUUCACACGUCACUCAGAAAGAGCAGUUGUUAAAAUAUAGUGCAGGACUUAACAAGCCCCGCCCAGUUCACAUGUAACUCAAGAGCAGCAGUUAUGAUAUAUAGUUUGCAGCAGCGCAUAAGCCCCGCCCACUCCACAAAUCAAUCAGUAAUAGCAGUUUUUUAAAUGCAGUGUAGGAUUUAAUAAGCCCUCCUCACUCUGUAAAUCAGUCAGCAACAACAUUUAUGAGAUAUAGUGCAGUACAUAAGCUCCGCCCACCCUGUAAAUCCAUCAACAGCAGCAGUAACGAGAUGCAAAAAAAAAUGAUUUGGUUGAUAAUUUCAGCUCAUAAUAUGAAAUUAAUGGUGUGAUAAGCUUUCUUAUGCCUAAUUAAAAUAAUAAAUGCAUAAACAGCAUUAGCCAAUCAUGAAGUGUGUUUACAUGCACAUCUUACACCAGAAGACAUGAAAUGUCAUUUAAAUCAUUUUAAAUCUCUUAACAUCUAGAUUCUGUUUUGCAUGUAAACACCUUUAUCAUCUGUUUACGUUCAGAUGAUUUUCUUGUGAUACGGGUUUAUUGAUUUGCAUGCAAUUUCUAAAAACCGGGUUAUAAAAUAGAUGAUUUUUGAUCAUUAUCAGGGUUUUGUUGUACAUGUAAACACUCGUUAAUGCAAUCAUUUGCAUUUCAAGUGCAAUUUUACUCAUGUUUAAUGCUAAACUCACAAAUGUCUAAUUUCAAGAAGUUUGGGUUUUGCACUUAUAAUGAUUCUGAUUAAAUAGUUUAUUGUAAUUAUUAAUAAUUUGUUAUUGAUUUAUAGUUGAAUCAUCAAAUUGAAACAACACAGCAAUAUGACUUGUACUGCGUGUUUAAAUCCUUUAGAAACACGUGUGCGUGUGUGUGUGUGUGUGUGUGUGUGUGUGUAAUUGAAUUUGCUCUUCCUUCCUGAGAAACUAUGUGUGGAAUGUUUGUAAAGCUUAUGUCAAUUUUACGGGCUGCGAGAAUGAAAGGCUGCUGACAAUUAAUUGUCUGAUGGGUUAAGAUAAUUUAAUUACAGAGCAUGUAGUUCACACACAUGCUGAUCUCUGAGAAACAUACGACACUAAAUGUGACAGACGGGUUAUUUGUACACGUAAUAAAUCAGUUGCAGUGGUUUCAUGGGCUAGUCGUAUCAGUGUUUUUCACACUCCGCUUUCAGGGUUAGAGGCAUUUAAUGUAUUUUAGUUUAGUGUUGUUAGAA
Cyprinus carpio (common carp) is the source of this 3761-nucleotide messenger RNA. Its product is annotated as coiled-coil domain-containing protein 78. Lineage: Eukaryota; Metazoa; Chordata; Actinopteri; Cypriniformes; Cyprinidae. Gene Ontology annotation, cellular component: cytoplasm. The record is from RefSeq and is a predicted model, not a curated record.